Ochotona curzoniae (black-lipped pika) is the source of this 2897-nucleotide messenger RNA. RefSeq names its product cysteine rich secretory protein LCCL domain containing 2 (gene CRISPLD2). The coding region runs from base 356 to 1855 and encodes 499 amino acids. Gene Ontology annotation, cellular component: extracellular region. The record is from RefSeq and is a predicted model, not a curated record. NCBI's taxonomy places the organism in Eukaryota, Metazoa, Chordata, Mammalia, Lagomorpha, Ochotonidae. The transcript is spliced from 15 exons.
UGAGUCAUGGGAACCCCACUGAAUGGCUUCGUUUGAUGCCAUUGCUUCCCAUGGCCCCAUCCCUCUCUCUGCAUGCACGGAUUCGGUGUCUACCUGUUAGUUCCCUGGGUGGGGGGGUUAAAGUUCAGGGGCCUUGACUCCCAGCUCUACUUCCUGUCUGGGGAGCCUGGUUGAAAGUCCGUGAGCCAGUCUCCACACCUGCACGUGGGAAAGGACCAUGUGUGCCCCCUUGCUGUCCUGCUGAAACCAUGGUGGCUACACUCUCACGCGCCCUCUUCUACUGCCUCUGCUUCCUUCUAGAACUCUCAGCAGUCACUUCUGCCUCCAGAAGCCCAGCCAGUGCCACGGGGGAGCCAUGAGCCGCAUCCUGCCCUGCCUCGUCCCCUUGGGAUUGGUGCUGCUGCUCUGUGGGGCCCAAGGUUUGGUCCUGCCCAACGCCACCCACUGGGAGCAGCUACUCAGCAAGUACCGGCAGGACGAGCCCCACUCACGCACGCGCAGGGCCAUCCCCUGGGCUGACCGCGAGGAGAUCCUGGGGCUACACAACAAGCUGCGUGGCCAAGUGUACCCUCCUGCCUCCAACAUGGAGUACAUGACCUGGGACGAAGAGCUGGAGAGGUCCGCGGCAGCCUGGGCCGAGCAGUGCCUCUGGGAGCAUGGGCCCUCCGACCUGCUGGUGUCCAUCGGACAGAACCUGGCCGCGCACUGGGGCAGGUACCGGUCUCCCGCGAUGCAGGUGCAGGCCUGGUACGACGAGGUGAAGGACUACACGUACCCUUACCCUCAUGAGUGCGACCCCUGGUGUCCCGAGAGGUGUGCGGGGCCCAUGUGCUCCCACUACACGCAGGUGGUUUGGGCGACCACCAACAGGAUCGGCUGUGCCGUGACCACCUGCCACAGCAUGGUCGUCUGGGGGGACGUCUGGAAAAAUGCUGUCUACCUCGUGUGCAACUACGCUCCAAAGGGGAACUGGAUUGGAGAAGCCCCCUACAAAACCGGCCAGCCCUGCUCCCAGUGCCCGGCUGACUACGCAGGUGGCUGCAAGGACAACCUGUGCUACCGAGCAGACUCCCCUGGUAAGCACCCAAAGCCCGAGACGGACGAGAUGAACGAGGUGGAGACAGCUUCCAUUCCCCAAGAAAAACAUGUGUGGAUCCAGCCGCGGGUGACCAGGCCCAUGAAGCCCAAGGGCACAGCCACUGUCAGCUACAUGACCCAAGUCAUCCAGUGUGACACCAAAAUGAAGGACAAGUGCCAGGGAUCCACCUGCAACAGGUACCACUGUCCAGCAGGCUGCCUGCACGACAAGACCAAGGUGUUUGGGUCUCUGUUUUACGAAAGUUCAUCCAGCAUCUGCCGGGCUGCCAUCCACUACGGAGUCCUGGACGACAACGGGGGCCUGGUGGACAUCACCAGGAACGGCAGGAUGCCCUUCUUCGUGAAGUCACACAAGAACGGCAUAGAGUCCGUCAGCAAGUACAAGCCCUCCAGCUCAUUCCUGGUGUCCAAAGUGAACGUGCAAGACCUGGACUGUUAUACCACUGUGGCUCAGCUCUGCCCAUUUCAGAAGCCCAUGGCUCAUUGCCCGAGGGUGCGAUGCCCAGCACGCUGUGGAGAGGAGUCGUCCUCCUGGGCACCCGUCAUCGGAACCAACGUCUACACAGAUAACUCGAGCAUCUGUAGGACAGCCGUGCACGCUGGAGUCAUCCAGGACGAGGUCGGGGGCCCCGUCGACGUGAUGCCGGUCGAUGCCAAGAAGGGCUAUGUGGGCUCACUCAGGAACGGCAUUCAGUCGGAAAGCCUGAGCGCACCCCGGGAUGGGAAGGCCUUCCGGAUCUUUGCGGUCAGGCAGUGAUCACCCAGCACCUGGCGCGGAGGGCCGUCCUCUGGGGGGCUUUGGGGUUUCGCUUGUUUCCAUUUUGUGAAUGCAUUGGGUGGGUGGUGGGCAGGAAUACGAAUGGCCAGGAAGUUGCCUGCCUUGGCAUCUGAUGUCACAGCAAGGUGCAUCCCAGGGGUCUCCUUUGGCUGCCCUGGUGCUCCCUGACGCUGGACAGAGGGACAGGAUGACGCAGCCCCAAGGGAUGGCAGAGGGACAGGAGGAGGUGGAAGGCCAGUUUUUCAGGCCUGGAACAGAAAGCAGUUAUUUAAAAAUAAAAAUUGCAGUCCAUUCCUGCCGAUGGAGACAACCAACCGGGCCCAAUGUUUGCUGGUCAGACAGACGGCCCGGGGCUGAGAGCCGGCCAGCUCCACGUACAGCAGGGCUGGUCCAGCUGGGCUCCGGCUGCAACUCUGCAUCUUCAUCAGCCCCAGCCCUGAGGCCUGGCUGCUCCCGGCCGAGACCUUUGGUCCCGAGGACGGGGUUCCUCCCUCUACCUGCAGCCUGUCACCUGGACUCUGUGACUGCGCCGUGAUCUGAAGCCCUCAUGCUCGGAGCGCCCAGUCUGCUGCGGUUCCCCUGAGGUGGCCGAGACCAGCGGGGAGGCUGCUUUGGACAGACACCCGAAUGUGCAGCUUUCCCCAGGCGGCGAGCUCUGGGUGACCUAUUUUUCAGGAGUGGGAGGACCAGAUUCCUGGGUACAUUCCUCCCCAUGGUUAGUGGCUCUGUCUGUGGUUAGGAAAGUGCCCGGCGGCGUCGCAGCAGUGCGAGAGGGAGAACCCUGGCAGGCCCACACUUCCUGUUUGUGCCUUGCCCGCGGCCCCCCAGCUCCCAGGAACGUGGGGUGUUCUGGUUUCCAUCAGUGUGUGAAAGCUCUCGUGCAGCCCAGACCUAACCCUCUCCUGGAAACGGUGCAGCUCUGCAGAGGGCAAAAUUCUGCCCUCCAUCAGGCUGGCACCUGGGGAUCUUUGGGGGGCGCUGGCGCCCAGUUCCAUUUCUUUCUCUGCCAAGAUGCUUCCAG